AUGGACAUUCACAGCUUCCCCAUCAACUUAGGCCAACCCCCGGAACGCUGCGCAAGCGAAGCCGUUGCCCAAAGCACUACCGUGUCGGCAGCUGUCAGAUCUACCCAAGGGGCUGAUUUGGUCGCUGCACUACCGUCUGCUCCUUCAAACCCGACAAAGUGGGCCGUCCGUCGGUCGGACCCCGAUGACACCGUUGUCAUCGAUCGCCCAGCCUUCGGUACCAACGCCCUGGUGUACUUUUGCGACAUCUGCUCAUCAGCAUCUGAAUGGUCGCGGCGACUGGCACCCUACCUGAACCUUGACAACGGCAGAAAUCAUAAUACCGAAGGUUGCACUGCCGCCAUGGGGCAUAAUAGCCCCGUAAAAAUUGCUGUGCGCUGUCAGAAUGUUGCUCACAAACCAACGUCUGGAGAGCGACAACCUGUCACGACUACAUGGAUCGGUCAAUGUCUGCUCUAA
Molecule: messenger RNA, 459 nt
Organism: Plenodomus lingam JN3
Lineage: Eukaryota; Fungi; Ascomycota; Dothideomycetes; Pleosporales; Leptosphaeriaceae
Source: RefSeq, a predicted model, not a curated record